AUGUCCUAUCCAGACGAGAAGGGCUUUGCCAAGCAUGAAGGCCCCGAUGGCAAAAUUCAUGAUGUCGAUUCCACAGAGGCACAUGGUGAGGCUGGAGUGCAGCCAGAGGCAACCCUCAAAAGGCAGUUGAAGAACAGGCAUAUUGCUAUGAUCAGGUGCAGUGUCAUUGGAACUGGUUUAUUCUUGGGAACAGCAACAUCUCUCGCCAAUGGCGGUCCCCUUGGUCUUCUGCUUGGUUAUAUCACUGUUGGCACUAUUUGCUACAGUGUAAUGAUCUCCCUCGGUGAAAUGGUCGCUUACUUGCCGAUCCCCGGAGGGCAUAUCAAACUCGCCGGACGAUUUGUGGAUCCCGCACUGUCUUUCACUAUGGGCUGGAAUUACUGGUACAAUUGGACGAUUAUUUUGCCAGCGGAGCUAAGUGCCGCUUCGGUAUUGAUGUCGUAUUGGAAGACGGUUAUGAAUCCAGCUGUUUGGAUCACAAUGUGUUUAGUUCUUGUUGUCGUAAUAAACUUGUUUGGCGCUGGCGUUUAUGGUGAAUGCGAGUUCAUAUUCGCGUCAAUAAAGGUCAUUACGAUCACUGGUCUUAUCAUUCUUGGCAUUGUACUUGACCUUGGCGGAGGACCAAAUCAUGAUCGGAUUGGAUUUCGCUACUGGAAAAACCCCGGUCCAUUCCAUCAAUUCAAUGACAUUGGUGGUUCAGAGGGUCGUUUCUUAGGUUGGUGGGCAGUGAUGACUCAGGCCGCGUUCUCUUUCAUUGGCACAGAGAUUGUCGCUAUUGCCGCUGGUGAAGCGAAAAAUCCUCGUAGGAACCUUCCCAAAGCAAUUAAACGUGUCUACAUCCGUAUUCUCCUCUUCUACAUCGGGGGCACUUUCAUCAUUGGACUGCUCGUACCAUCAAACAACAGUGAUCUGAAACUUGGCUCAAAUACAGCAGCACAAUCUCCUUUUGUCAUUGCUAUCCAGACAGCGGGCAUUAAGGGACUUCCUCACGUCAUUAAUGCCGCUCUCCUUACCUCUGCCUGGUCAGCUGCCUCUUCUGAUCUGUACACGUCGUCGCGCGCACUAUACGGUUUAGCGCUAUCGGGCAACGCUCCAAAGAUCUUCACAACGGUGACGAAGAAAGGUUUACCGCUCCUUUCCAUCUUGUUUUGUACUGCCUUCUCGUUCCUUGCGUACAUGGGCGUUACAGCGGGUUCUGGGAAAGUUUUCCAGUGGUUCGUGAACAUGACUUCGGUGGCCGGGUUGAUGACCUGGUUUGGUAUUACCGUCACGUACCUCCGCUUCCAUGCGGGCUUCAAGGCACAAGGUUUCGAUCGCUCGACACUUCCGUACGCUAGCAAGCUCAAUCCAUAUGCUGCUUGGUAUGCCAUGAUUAGUUGCAUUGUGAUUUGCUUCUUCUCUGGUUGGUCUGUCUUCCUGAAGGGCAAAUGGGACACAGCUAGUUUUGUCACAAAUUAUCUUCCUUUCAUGCUGUUCCCAAUCCUAUAUGUUGGAUCUCGGAUGUACUACAGGUGCCGACCGCUCAAGGUGCACGAGAUGGACUUCAUCACGAAUAUCAAGGAAAUUGAGGCUGAGACGUAUGACGACCCGCCUCCGCGCAAUUGGGGAGAACGUUUCUGGGGUUGGCUGGUAAGCUCAAUCACACUGACAUUUCACCUCAUCUCAUGA
Messenger RNA from Fomitiporia mediterranea MF3/22, 1668 nucleotides. RefSeq names its product amino acid permease. Gene Ontology annotation, molecular function: amino acid transmembrane transporter activity. The transcript has 9 exons. The record is from RefSeq and is a predicted model, not a curated record. Gene Ontology annotation, biological process: amino acid transmembrane transport. NCBI's taxonomy places the organism in Eukaryota, Fungi, Basidiomycota, Agaricomycetes, Hymenochaetales, Hymenochaetaceae. Gene Ontology annotation, cellular component: membrane. Bases 1 to 1668 code for a protein of 555 amino acids.